UACUAUAAAGUAUAAAAGUCAUCCAUUUUGGAGGAUCGAGGAAAUUAAGGAAGAAGCAUUGACUAGGUCAGUCGUGUACAUAUAAGUAGUAUUAUAUAAGAGAGGGAAGAGCUAUUAUAGCUGCAAAAGUAGAAUUCAUAAUUUGAAAAAAAAAAGUGUGUGUAAAGAUGAAACCUAUCGUCCUGCAGCUGUGGUAUGUUAUCCUGAUAGCAUGGGCAGCCGCGUCGGCAUCUGCGGGUACAGAAGAAGUAGCAGCGACAUCAAUGGCACUGCCGGGCUGCAAAGAUAAAUGCGGCAAUGUAAGUGUCCCAUACCCUUUUGGCAUUGAUGACUCUAAAUGUUCCAAGAAUGAAAGUUACUUGUUAAAUUGCACGGUUGAGGCCUCCUUGGACUCUUCUCCUAGAUUAAUGAUGGGUAACAUUCAACUUAUGAAUAUUUUUGUGGAGAAUGGCACAUCCAUAGUCAACAUAUUCAUGGCAUACAAUUGUUACAACAAGUCUACCAAUAAAAUGGAUUUUUAUGAUCAUGAAGUGAACUUGACUGGAGCACCAUUCAUGUUCUCAGCCACUGAAAUCAAAUUCACUGAAAUCGGUUGCAACACAUUGGCAUUCAUUGCGGACUCAGAGGGGACACGGUUUGGGAGCGGGUGUCUCUCCUUGUGCUCCCAGGACCUCCAAGAGGGUUCUUGUAAUGGGGUUGGGUGCUGCCGUACCGAAAUUCCCACGCGUCUCAAGACCUUAGAAAUGAGUAUUGCCCCAGUGAAUGAUACCUAUGACCAAAGCUUCCGUCCCUGCAGCUACGCCUUCUUGGCCCACCAAAACUGGUCAGGUUACUGGAGCAUAAAUCUCUCUGAUACCGCCCAUGUCACAAGAGAGGCACCAGUGGUUCUUGACUGGGUUGUAGGAGACGAAACAUGCCAAUCGUUAGACCAAUCCCCCUCCAAAUCCGCCUGCGGCCCUAACAGUGAUUGCCAUGACUCCGUUAACGGCCCUGGAUAUCGCUGCAUUUGCAAGUCAGGCUACCAUGGAAACCCUUAUCUUCCUGAGGGAUGCCAAGAUAUUAACGAAUGCGAAAAUCAGAAUGAAUAUCAUUGUGAAGGAAAAUGUGACAACAUUCCAGGGAAUUACACUUGUCAUUGCCCGCUCGGCAUGUAUGGCAAUGGCAAAGUGGCUUGCAAGGGCUUUCGUAUUACUACUAUCGUUGGCGUUUGUGCAGCAGGCGUGACUCUUGUGGUACUCUUUAUUUUUCUAUGGAUGGAGUUAAGGAGAAGAAACAAAAUGAAAUAUUUUCGAAAAAAUGGAGGUUUGUUGUUAAAGCAUCAAAGGGUUAGGAUCUUCAGAGAAGCAGAGCUGGAGAGGGCAACCAACAAUUAUGAUGCUCCUCGACUUCUUGGCCAAGGAGGCUCUGCUACAGUCUACAAAGGAGUUCUAGAAGACAAUUCAGUAGUGGCCAUCAAAAAGCCCAAGGAGACCGAGAGAACUCAAAAUAAGCACCUUCCGCUCGAGGUAAUAACCGAGCAAUUUCAACACGAAAUUAACAUUCUUUUUCAGGUAAACCACAUAAAUGUUGUGAAACUCUUGGGCUUGUGUUUGGAGACCAAAAUCCCACUGCUGGUUUAUGAGUUUGUCUCAAAUGGAUCACUCUAUGACCACAUCCAUGUCAAGCGCUCUACAACCUUAAGAUCAUGGGUAAAUUGUCUAAAGAUCGCUGCAGAAAGUGCGCUGGCACUGGACUACUUGCACUCAUUAGCCGACCCCCCGGUCAUUCACGGAGAUGUUUAGUCCAUGAACAUACUUCUGGAUGACAAAUUCACUGCAAAAGUUGCAGAUUUUGGAACUUCUGUACUAAUUUCAUUGGAUCAAAGUGUUGAAACCAAAAUAAAUGGCACGCCUGGGUAUAUGGAUCCAGAGUAUUUAAAUACUGGUAUUUUGACGGUCAAGAGCGAUGUUUAUAGCUUUGGGGUUGUCCUAAUGGAGCUUUUAACGGGACAGAAACCAGUCUCGAAUCAAAGGUCUGGGGAGAAGGCCAACUUCAUUCAGUACUUCAUUAACUCGGUAAAACAAAAAAAAUUAUCUCAGGUUCUGAGCUUUGGAGAAGAUGAUUCAGGGGAAAUGGAUCAGAUAUAAGCAGUUGCUGAGCCGGCUCGGAGAUGUCUCAAUAGAAGUGGCAUGAGACGGCCUACAAUGAAGGAAGUGGCUGAAAAGCUGCUGUCGCUUAAAAAACGUAAGAACUUUGGAGCUAAGGAGAGAGGGGAAGAGAUGGAGAGCUUGCUAGGAGGUGAAAUAUUGAAUUAUGCCAAUGAAGAAAAUGAUACGAUGUUUUACACGAGCACAGAAGUGCUUCACAUGACAGCAUUAGACAUUGAACGAAAAUGAUCUGCAGGCCAACAUUUGGAUUCACUUCUAUAGUUUCCUUGUGCCAUAUCUAUAUUGUACUUAGGUAGUGUUAAACUGUUUUGAUUGUGUCUUUUAUCAGUAUGAUCAUUGUUUGAUAUAGGUAUUGCCAUCUUUAUUUAAAUCUGCACUUCUAUAUAUUCAGUGAUAUGUAUGAAAACAUGGCGCACAAUGAUCGAGUGUUAUGAAGUAAGGAUGUGUAUUAUACAUACUUAUUUUGUUUUAAUGUACAAUUGUUCCGUCC
Cornus florida is the source of this 2637-nucleotide messenger RNA. Its product is annotated as wall-associated receptor kinase 2-like. The record is from RefSeq and is a predicted model, not a curated record. NCBI's taxonomy places the organism in Eukaryota, Viridiplantae, Streptophyta, Magnoliopsida, Cornales, Cornaceae. The transcript has 3 exons. Gene Ontology annotation, biological process: protein phosphorylation; cell surface receptor signaling pathway. Gene Ontology annotation, cellular component: plasma membrane. Gene Ontology annotation, molecular function: protein tyrosine kinase activity; protein serine/threonine kinase activity; ATP binding. Bases 168 to 1781 code for a protein of 537 amino acids.